Molecule: messenger RNA, 3574 nt
Organism: Cimex lectularius (bed bug)
Lineage: Eukaryota; Metazoa; Arthropoda; Insecta; Hemiptera; Cimicidae
Gene: sr
Product: E3 SUMO-protein ligase EGR2
Exons: 3
Coding region: 224-1477 (417 amino acids)
Biological process (GO): regulation of transcription by RNA polymerase II
Molecular function (GO): RNA polymerase II cis-regulatory region sequence-specific DNA binding; DNA-binding transcription factor activity, RNA polymerase II-specific
Source: RefSeq, a predicted model, not a curated record
UUUCUGAGACGUCAUCGACUCGCCGACGAUAGUUGAACAGUGACGAUUUGGAGCUCGGGCCGACGUCUAACUAUAGAAUCCGAGACGAUCAAACCAAACAGUAUUUAGAGAAACUGACUAACCGAGUCAGUCACAGUCCGGCGCCCACGCAGAUAGGAGCCAAAGCAGAUAGUCCUCACUACGGCCCCUGCCUACGUCUUCAGGAGGCGUGACUCGGAGCAACAUGACGAUGGACGGGCUGGACACCCUGGGGCACCACAGCCCCGGGACACCCGGUUUCCUCCUUCACGACCAGGUGCCGGGAGGUGCGGCGGCGGCGUCCACGACGACGCCUUUCCUGUCUUUCGAGACGCUGAAGAGUGCCGCUGCCAGCCAGUCCGUUACCGACGAACAGCAGGAGCUGAACACGCCCGUCACAACGUCCGGCGAUGCGCCUUCCUUCUUCGGACCCUCCUCCGUCGUAGAACCACCCCACAUCGCUGGCUCGUUGGAGGAAGGUGGAGGAGUGCCUAAGUUGGAAGGGACUCAUCAUGAAGAAGAAGAAGCCAAUAGCACAGGGAGUGGUGUGCUUUACGGAAGCGGAUCUCAUAAAAUAAGCUAUCGGGGUGUCUUCACGACUUCUGCUAGCAGUCCAGUCCAGCCUUCAGCGAACAUGGCUCCAUCACCGUCUUGGCUGUUGCCCAGCCCCGACAAGACGCUCUUCCCUCCUUUGUUCGGAAUCCUUCAGCCACAGGGCUCGCCGCAGUACCCCUCCAGUCCGGCACAGUACGAGGACAGGAAUCACCAAGUGGAACUCCUCGGACUGAGCAUAGAAUGCGGAGGGAAACAGGGCUACGCCUGCGAACAGGAUCUUUACCAGAGGCAGGUCAUGCAAGGUUCCCCAGGAAAGUAUCAAUGGCUCGACUCGCCGGUAGAGUACAACGCACAGAUUGUAGUCCCAGGGCCGGCCACGCCGUUAAAACAAGAGCCGCAGUACCAGGCGAACUGCACGCAAUCCCCCACGACCUACACCGUUCAACUCGCCGAAUACAACCCUUCGACGAGUAAAGGUCACGAAAUCCUCUCCCAAGUCUACCAGCAGUCGCAAGUACCCUUGAAACUGGUACCCGUGAAACCGAGAAAGUACCCAAACAGGCCGAGUAAAACCCCAGUCCACGAGAGGCCUUACGCAUGUCCGGUAGAAAACUGCGACAGGAGGUUUUCCAGGUCGGACGAGCUGACGAGGCACAUCAGGAUACACACCGGUCAGAAACCGUUCCAAUGUCGGAUCUGCAUGAGGUCGUUCUCGAGAUCGGAUCACUUGACGACGCACAUAAGGACACAUACCGGUGAAAAACCUUUUUCGUGUGAUGUUUGCGGGAGAAAAUUUGCAAGGAGUGACGAAAAGAAAAGGCAUGCAAAAGUUCAUCUUAAAUCCCGAGGGAAGAAAGAUAAGAUGGGUCUCCUCCAAAUGCCAUCUGUCACGACAUCUUUAUAGACUGUGAUCCCCUCCCUAUAUAUUUUCUCGAAACAUUCCCUUACCCGAUCCCCUUAUAUUAUAAGAUAUUUUUUUACUAAUUUAUUAAAAUAUAAAUAUACGAGUAUAAAAGCAAGAGAUAUAAAUAGUGGUAAUUAUAGUCUAGUCUUGUUGAGAGUGAUUUUAGGCCUCUACGUUGCCGUCUCCCAAUUUUCUGAGUCUGAAAGACAAAUUUUUUUUUUCAUUUCUUACUAUUAUUAAUAAUGGUAUCCUUGUGCAAUUUUAAAUCAUGUUACCGAAUGUUUCAUUAUUUAAUUUAUCAGUCCGGGUUAAACUUCUAGCAAAGGAAAAAUGGUCUAGAUGUUCUUAUUUGUUUAAAUUAUAUUUAGUUUUGGAUAUUUAGCAGCAAGACCGGUAUCUUGAGGUUUUUCUUUUCUUAAUUUUAUAAGGAUAAACAAUGUUACAUCGUAAACACUACAUGUUACAUCGUUCAAUUAAUUUCGGUAUUUAUUUGUGAAGGAUCUGUAAAAGCACUGGUCAGUAAAUUUGCUGGGACACUGAUUUUAGUCGGACAAAUUAGUUAGACAAAAAGAACACAUACAUGAAACGCAUAUAUUUUGCGUCAUUUAUUACCAGAUGUGCCAUAUUGACAGUAGAUUAUUGCUUGGGAAUUUCUUAAAAUAUGCAAUUUUUUCAGUUUUUAAUUUACGCUGCUGUAAAAUUUGUUAAUCACCCAUGAAAUGAAUCUAUCGAUUAUGUUUUUCAUAUUGCUAGUGAAUCGAAAGACUGUGUACGUGCCAAAUUUCAUAUUUUAUCUGGUAAUUAAUAAGAAAAAUGUGAAAAAUCCCUGGUUUUCGACAAGCUUAUUCGAUUUUUUUGUUAUUUUAGGGAACAUCGGCGACCAAGAUCUCGUAACCUUUGCUCAUAAUUAAAAUAUUUUGCUUCCAUGACCUUUUAAAGGCGUGUUGAUUGCGGGUGACGGCCGUUUUGUGCCGAUUUUGUUUUUAAUUUUAAUGUUUUUCUUUUAUAGAAAAAAAAAGUUUGCUAAAUGUCGGCACUCUCUUUUGUGGAGUUUCCCCACUUUAAAUUAUUGGAUCGUACAAAUUAAUAUAGGCCUAAAUAAAAUAUAAAAAAAUAUAAACCACUGUUCCGUUGAUUUUUUUUUGUUUUUUAUAAAGUUACUAACUGUCUCAAUUUCAAUGAAUGUGAAUUUUUACUUAUUAUUGGGCUGUAAAGCCGUUGUAAAUAUUGUAACACUUGUAUUAAUUCUGUUGAUCUUUUAUUUUAUUUGUCUGUAGAUAUAAGUAUGGAAGUAUAUUGUUAUUUCUUUUUUUUUAUAACAAAGUCAUAAUAAUAAUAAGUUAAUUAUGGACUAAUAAUUAAUAUUAAUACUUUGAGGUCGCGUUCAUGAGACAGUGACCUGCAUUCAGGUAGCUCAAUUUGGUGUCUUGGUAAACUCUAAAAACUAAUUAUUAAAAACAUUUUGCUAAAAAUUAUAUUUCUUGAAGAAAGAGAGUAAUAAUAGUUAUAUAACUUAAAAAAAUAAAAUAUGGAAAUCUUUCUGUGAUGUCUAUUUAGAAUUUACAAAACCCGAGGCACAUAACUGUAGAUUGUUUUUCUAAAUGGGGGUUUUGAACGGCCGAGUUGUGUUGUAGACGUAAUAGAAAUAGAAUUAGCAAAAAUUUAUACAAAUAUAUUUUAAUAAAUUUGGAGAAUUAUGAAAAAAUACCGUGCAUUACAAGAGGAAGGGCGUCUACAACGCAGGGUCGUAGUGCUUUCAAAGAGAUUUUUUUUUAUAAUUGUUUGAUGUCUAAUUUCUAAGAAAAUAGCUAACUUACAAAGCUCUAAACACAAAAAAAAAAUUAUAUCCCUUAAUAUAUAUUUGUGAAAUCCCAAUGCACAUGAAUGUACCCUUAAUAUGUAAAUUGAUAAUUUAUUUAAUCUUCCGUUGUAAAUACUAUUUUAUAUUUGCAAAUGUUUAUAUACUGUCGACUUCCCCCAUAUUUGCAUUCUGUCGCUGUGACUGAUAAAUUUGAAUGGCUGUUAAGAAAGAAAAAACAUUUAAAAAGUUGUAUUUAAACCAAAAUUAACAAAUUUCCAACACAAUGAAAUAUAAAA